This is a messenger RNA of Trypanosoma conorhini, 558 nucleotides long. RefSeq names its product putative trans-sialidase. The record is from RefSeq and is a predicted model, not a curated record. The coding region runs from base 1 to 558 and encodes 185 amino acids. The transcript has a single exon. Lineage: Eukaryota; Euglenozoa; Kinetoplastea; Trypanosomatida; Trypanosomatidae.
AUGCAGAGAAGCGUCAAACGUGCGGCCUCUGCCGGGGCUGACGAAGUUCCUGUCACCCGCAGGCGGCUGCGCGACGGUGUGGAGGCGGCGGAGGCGGAGACUGAGGCGGAAAAGAAGCGACCAAAGCAGGAGGCCGUCGCGCCCCGCCGCGCCCCCAAGGACGAGGACGAGGAAUGGGAGGACGCCACCGACGACGAACAACAAGAGGAGGCGGAGGACGGAGAGGACUGCAUCAGCGUGGAUGAGGGGCUGGGCGAGGUGAUUGAGGAGGAGAUCGUCGACGAGGACGAGGAUGACGACGAGGACUACGCUGAAUUCCAGCGUGAGGCGGAUGCCGUGACGAAGGGCCUGCGACGCGUCACGUUUGACGCCGACGCCGACGCGCUGCAGACGCAGCAGCUGCAGAAGGGCGGUGACGGGGAAGAGGAGGAGGCCGCGCCCACCGUGUGGCGCAGCGAUCAGGCGGGGGAGGGGCGCAGCAGCUCGCGUACUCCAACAAGGCAUACGACUCCUUCUUUCAGUUGCGCACGGAGUACCCGUCUCUCUCCUUUGAUGUGA